AUGGCAGCGUCACGAAGUCAUGUAUCAACAACAGUUCGUCUGCUUUGUUAGUUGCUUGUCUCCGAUAUGAACAGAAAGACUUACGAGAUUGAUUGCUUUUGGAAAGUCUAUGUAUACUUUUGUCGGAUAUGGGCGGCUGCCACCGUUCUAGGUCUGUGGGGAAUUGGAGUUGAGGCCCUAUAUUUUGGUCACUUGCUGGGGAUCUACUUGAUAGUGCUUGCUGCUCUGUUGAGUUUCCUGGAGAGUGUCUUUUUGAUAAAUUAUUUUAUUAUUAUUUGUACAGAUGAGACGUCCAUGCGAUGUUUGAGAGUGUGGGAUGGCAUAUUGUGGCUGGAUGACUGGAGGAAAGGCCUUCUCUAUCUGGUGUUGGCCGUCCCGUGUUUUGUUCAGCCUCACCAAGUAUGGAUGGCUCUUAUUUCAGGGUGUAUGCUAGCAGUUACUGGUGUGCUCUAUGUGAUUAAGACUGUCAAAACUCACAGGGAGCAGCGGCAGCGCUCAGCAGCUCAGAAACCCUCGUAUGACAGAUUUGAUGAGGUUCCCAAUGAUGAGAUUGAGGACAGCAUCAUCAACCCUAUCAGCUCUGUGUCUGUCAUGUCCUCAGUGGCUGAACAACCAGAAAUACUGAAUGUCUGAGCAAGCUGCCAGGCCAGGAGGGGCCAAGUUUGGUCAGAAUUCUACCCAGAAGUGAACGAUGAGGGUAUGCAGUUGAUGAUGACUAUGAUGUGCAGUUGUGCUUGUGUGGAUGUAGAGAUGAUGGCAAGGGAGACAACCCUGCACACAUCUCGCCAGUAGGCCUGCAUGCCAUCUAUAGUAUGUCAUUAUAUUGAAUUUACAAGUAGAUGUAAAAUCAGUUAGAACACUGUGUAGAUAAAUACUGAGAGACUGUGUAAAGGUGGCUCUCUGUUGGAAACUUGCUCAUGUCACUUCUCUUAUUUUUUCUCAAAAAAAUUUGUAGGACUUGUCUCUCCAAACUAGAACAUAUACAUGUAAUGGAAUAUGUGUAAAUACUGUAAUACCUGUGGCUCAUGUUCCCUUAGCCCAAGGAUGCCACCUUAAGGGUAAAGUGUGCUGAACAUAGAGAUCAUGAAAGCCAAUGAUGCAUAAUUCUACUGGUAUGAAGUUGGUGCCAGAAAGUAAUCAAGAAAGGUUUUCCUUGUAUGAAGAUGAAAUAAUACAUGUAUUAUUAUAAGUAAUUUGCGGGUAAAAUCUCCUUCAGCAAUAACCUAGGAAUCCUCUACAGUAUUGUGCUGCGUUACAUGUACAUGUAUUAACUGCACGUAACUAUACAUGCAACAUGGCCUGCUUGAAUGACUCAUUGUCACAGAUUUAUGACCAAACUAUGCAAUACCUGUGUUCAGGGUAAGUUCAGUUGUAUCAUUUUGUUGUUUAAAACUAUGUUGUUUAAAACUAAAGACAACUUUUGUUGUUUAAAACUAUUUUUGUGCAUUUAUGCAUUGUGGCACUCCUGUCCAAUCUGUUGAUGGCCUACUUAAUGCAUGUCAUGUGAAGAACUGCCAGCCCUGUCCAAUCUUUUGGUGACCUACUUAAUACAUGUCAUGUGAAGAACUGCCAUCCCUGUCCAAUCUGUUGAUGACCUACUUUAUACAUGUCAUGUUAAGAACUGCCAUCCCUGUCAAAUCUGUUGAUGACCUACUUAAUACAUGUCAUGAGAAGAACUGCCAUCCCUGUCCAAUCUGUUGAUGGCCUGCUUAAUACAUGUCAUGUGAAGAACUGCCAUCCCUGUCCAAUCUGUUGAUGACUUGCUUAAUACAUGUCAUGUGAAGAACUGCCAUCCCUGUCCAGUCUUUUGAUGGCCUGCUUAAUACAUGUCAUGUGAAGAACUGCCAUCCCUGUCCAAUCUGUUGAUGGCCUGCUUAAUACAUGUCAUGUGAAGAACUGCCAUCCCUGUCCAAUCUUUUGGUGACCUACUUAAUACAUGUCAUGUGAAGAACUGCCAUCCCUGUCCAAUCUUUUGGUGACCUACUUAAUACAUGUCAUGUGAAGAACUGCCAUCCCUGUCCAAUCUUUUGAUGACCUACUUAAUACAUGUCAUGUGAAGAACUGCCAUCCUUGUCCAAUCUGUUGAUUGUCUACUUUAUACAUGUCAUGUGAAGAACUGCCAUCCCUGUCCAAUCUGUUGGUGACCUACUUAAUACAUGUCAUGUGAAGAACUGUCAUCCCUGUCCAAUCUUUUGGUGACCUACUUAAUACAUGUCAUGUGAAGAACUGCCAUCCCUGUCCAAUCUUUUGGUGACCUACUUAAUACAUGUCAUGUGAAGAACUGCCAUCCUUGUCCAAUCUGUUGAUUGUCUACUUUAUACAUGUCAUGUGAAGAACUGCCAUCCCUGUCCAAUCUGUUGGUGACCUACUUAAUACAUGUCAUGUGAAGAACUGUCAUCCCUGUCCAAUCUUUUGGUGACCUACUUAAUACAUGUCAUGUGAAGAACUGCCAUCCCUGUCCAAUCUUUUGAUGACCUACUUAAUACAUGUCAUGUGAAGAACUGCCAUCCUUGUCCAAUCUGUUGAUUGUGUACUUUAUACAUGUCAUGUGAAGAACUGCCAUCCCUGUCCAAUCUGUUGGUGACCUACUUAAUACAUGUCAUGUGAAGAACUGCCAUCCCUGUCCAAUCUGUUAAUGACCUACUUAAUACAUGUCAUGUGAAGAACUGCCAUCCCUGUCCAAUCUUUUGGUGACCUACUUAAUACAUGUCAUGUGAAGAACUGCCAUCCCUGUUCAAUCUGUUGAUUGCCUACUUUAUACAUGUCAUGUGAAGAACUGCCAUCCCUGUCCAAUCUUUUGGUGACCUACUUAAUACAUGUCAUGUGAAGAACUGCCAUCCCUGUCCAAUCUUUUGGUGACCUACUUAAUACAUGUCAUGUGAAGAACUGCCAUCCCUGUCCAAUCUGUUGAUUGCCUACUUUAUACAUGUCAUGUGAAGAACUGCCAUCCUUGUCCAAUCUUUUGGUGACCUACUUAAUACAUGUCAUGUGAAGAACUGCCAUCCCAUCCCUGUCCAGUCUUUUGGUGACCUAUGGUACCUGAACUUCUUAUGUACAGUAUGAGUACCUAUCAUAGAAAUGAUCUAUAUUUUUGCUGUUGUUUUAAUAUUCACAGAAUACACAAGUAUGUUUUACUCCAUCAGACUUAGCAGCUGAAAGUGGCAGUUUGCAGUCUGGUAUGUACAUUGUAGGAAGUCCAAAACAACAUUAGUGGCUGUUGAAGGAGGCUGUAGAAGUUGAUUAGCAGAUUGAAAUCUUACAUAUUCCUGACAGUGUUUACCAGUGCAUGUUUAAAGUGUUGAUCUUUGAAACAAGCACUAUCAUCAUUGAUUUUGAUUCUAUGUGUAGUGCGCCUUGGUUUCUCACUGCAAUAUUCAUGGUCUCUUCCCACAUGGACCAUUGUUUUUUGAAUUGAUUUUGAUUCCAUGUGUAAUGCACCUUGGUUUCUCACUGCAAUAUUCAUGGUCUCUUCCCACAUGGAUCAUUGUUUUUUGAGCCUGUGUACCACAAGAGCUUUCUGGGUCUUCCAUACAUGUAGCUACAAGAUAUGCUUGCAAGUUUUUUGAUUAUCUGUGCAUUUCUCAUGGUUGUGAAAUAAAUGAAGUUUGCUUGA
This is a messenger RNA of Liolophura sinensis, 3613 nucleotides long. RefSeq lists its product as uncharacterized. Lineage: Eukaryota; Metazoa; Mollusca; Polyplacophora; Chitonida; Chitonidae. Bases 67 to 633 code for a protein of 188 amino acids. The transcript is spliced from 7 exons. The record is from RefSeq and is a predicted model, not a curated record.